AGUGGCACUGUUCAUCAAUCCCCGAUACCCUCCAAAAAAAAUACCCCACAAAUUCCUCUCUCUCUCUCUCUCUCUCUCUCUUUCUCUCUGUGUUCCUCUGCAACAAAUACAGAGGAGGUUGGAAGGAUAGACAGACAAAGUGAAUAAGGGAACCGAGAUUUCAAAAUCAAGAAUCCCCCCUUCUUCUCCAUGUAAUUUUGGCAUUCCAUCCUGGCCAGGAGAGCGAGAGUCCCUAUCAUUUGCCAUUUGCCAAUUUGCCCCCUCUCGUUUGUCUCUGUUUCCUCUUUUGUAUCUUCCCUCAGCCGCUUGCUGUACUGUGAUCCCUCCCUUUCAGGGUACAAGUUUUUCUGUUCUCUUCCUUCCUCCUCAUCCGGGCUUAUCAAACGAGGGAGAGAUGAAGAUGAAGAUGGAGAUGAAGGUCAUUCCCUUUUCGGCUCCUGUCCUUUGCUCUGUUCACCCUUUGCAUUAUGGGAGCUGCAGGUGGCCGCAGGCCAGCACCAGUCCUCCUUCCCCCUUUUAAUCUCUCUUCCCCAUUCCCUCUGGCUCUGCUCUGUUUGAACCGUUCCCAUUUCCCAUUCCUCCCCCAUCAAUCAUUCUUCCCCCAUUCAUUACCUUUUCAUCCCUCUCUCUCUUUCUCUCUGUCUGAGGAAAUGGGCAAGACUCAAACUUGCAGUAAUCAACGUAGAUACAGACACCUGAUCAUCUCCAUGUUUCUGCUCUUGGGACCAAUGUUAUUGUUUCACGCUGAAGGGAGGGCCAUGUUGGGGGCGAAGAUCGAACCCGAGGGCGGUGUUGAGUUGCGGGGUGGAGGAGGAGUGGUGGAAGAAGAGAGGAUUGAGACAGAGAGAGCGAGGAGGUGGCUGAUCGGGUCGAGCCCGCCUAGGUGCGAGAGGCGGUGCAGCUCGUGCAGGCGGUGCGAGGCCGUGCAGGUGCCCAUCGUGCCCCAGCAGCAGCGGGCACGCGGGAUCAGCCGACUCUUUGCCAACGUCGCUUCCGCCAGAAUUCCAAACUCCAGAGGCGGCGACGACAUCUCCAACUACAAGCCCAUGGCUUGGAAGUGCAAGUGCGGGGAUUUGCUCUUCAACCCCUGACCCUGAGGCUGAACUGAAGCAUGCGUGAACUCUCCAACGUGCCAAAUUCUACGCUACAUCGGGUCUCCACUACGGGCUCGAUACAUCUUCAUAUAUUGAACUUAACGAGCCUCGAUCGGGAUUCAGCACAUGCUUCUUUUCUUUUGUCGAAAUUCACUUGCAUGUCUUGUUCUUCUUUUUUUUUUUUUCGAUGGUAAAUGUCUUGUUCUUUGUAGCGCAUUGUUCUGAUUGGUCCCGUGUAAACUUUGUGAACGUAAAAUUGUUCAUAUCCUGUCUGUAUCUAAAUUCGGUAGUUUAUUCCCUAAGAAAUUUUAGGGCGUGUUUUGACA
This is a messenger RNA of Punica granatum (pomegranate), 1420 nucleotides long. Lineage: Eukaryota; Viridiplantae; Streptophyta; Magnoliopsida; Myrtales; Lythraceae. The record is from RefSeq and is a predicted model, not a curated record.